Molecule: messenger RNA, 1829 nt
Organism: Cephus cinctus (wheat stem sawfly)
Lineage: Eukaryota; Metazoa; Arthropoda; Insecta; Hymenoptera; Cephidae
Product: carbohydrate sulfotransferase 11
Exons: 5
Coding region: 354-1460 (368 amino acids)
Biological process (GO): carbohydrate biosynthetic process
Cellular component (GO): membrane
Molecular function (GO): sulfotransferase activity
Source: RefSeq, a predicted model, not a curated record
AUGUUGACUCGUGUUUAUCUGUGGGCAUUCGGCGCAUAGCCCUUGUAUAGGCAGCUACAGCCCACGCCAUAGAGCAGAGUGAUGUGGUAGCUGAGACACCUAAAAAUAUUUUUAAAUUCUUCAAUCGUCUAAGAGAUUAGAUUCUCUUAUAGCUCAAAACUCAUUUGACAUUUUGAAGUUUGUUUUAAAAAUAUAUACUGACAGUAGUGUACAAUGGAAUUGCCUAGCAAGAAUCUAUUCAGUGUAUCUAUGUGAUGAACAAGAUGAAAGUGGUUGAUGAAAAAAAAUUAAUAUAUAGAUCAGUGUGAUAUAAUAGAUGCUGGUUGUGUGCACAGAAUUGUCGAGGAUGAAUCAUGACGAAAAAGUUAAUAUUAAUACAGAAGUGUUCAAGACUUUGGCGACUCGUUUUAAUUUUCACGCUUCUUUUCCUCUUGGCGAUUUUACAAAGACCACGGUACACGGGGAAUAGAUCGCAGAACUUGCAGCAAUCGAACAAUUUUGUAACUACUACGAGCCUGUUAAAUUAUACAGACAUGAAAACUAAUCGGAAAACAUUGUCCAGUGCAUAUUCCACAUCAGCGGAAGAGCUGAUAAAUGUCAGAGUUGAACUUGAAAGCAGGAAGAAGCUGUUGGAGAAUGUCUGUGCAAAUAUUCAGGAUGAUACAGGGUCUAUAGAAAAGGCAAUUUCAAAGAUGAUUAUUAAUGAGAAUCAUGGAAUAUCCUGGUGUCCAAUAUACAAAGCAGCCAGUUCAACGUGGAUGAAGCAUUUUGUUACUCUCGCAGGAUUACUAUCAGGCACAAUUAUGGACUUAAUAAGGGAAAAUUCAAUGCAAAUGAAUUCAAUAGUGCGGCAGGCAUAUAUUACAAACACAAAUUCAAAAACAAUUCUUAAGAAAAUGAAUAAAACAAAAAAAUUUCUAAUUGUGCGACAUCCAUUCGAACGUCUCUUGUCCGCUUAUAGAGAUAAAUUGGAGUACAUGGAAGGUCGUGAAUAUUAUUAUGAGCGUUUUGGGUACCAUAUCAGACAAAGCUAUCGUAAAGACAAGAGGGAUGACUCUUGGGGAAAGCAGGAACCAACUUUUGAGGAAUUCCUUCAAUUCGUUGCAGAAGAGAGACAGUUUGAUGAACAUUGGAUGCCUUACUACAAUGCUUGUAGACCCUGUGGUAUUAAUUAUGAAUACAUUUUAAAAUUCGAAACGCUACAGAGAGAUCAGAAUUUCUUUAUCCAGGAAAAUGGCCUUGCAAAUUGGCUGAGUACUGUAGAAAACGUGGAAAAUACAAACCCAAGAGGACCCACAACAAGUGUUAUUGUAAAGAAAUAUUUUAAAAAUAUUCAUAAGUCUGUGCUAGAAAAUAUUUAUAAGAUUUAUGAAAUGGAUUUUAAGUUGUUUUCCUACUCUCCGGAGAAAUAUUAUAUGAUAUCUAUAGGUGAUAUACACAAAAACGAAAGUAUAUCGUAAAUAAAUUAUAAGCUGCUUUUACUUGAUUCAGUACAAACACUAUUAUAAUCGUGUAUUUUAUUAUAGCUAUUUCAAAAGUAAGAUUUUACAACGUUAUUGACAUGCAUUUGUAGUGGAAAUGUGUAAAACUAUGCUCAUUUCAGCCCUAUAAGAGGAAUCCUAUAUUUUUAAGAUACAUUAAUUUUAAUGAAUGGCAAAUAGCUUACUUGUCCAAAAUGGUAUGUCUUGUAAUACAGCCAUGAUAUAAAGUUGUAAUAAGAGCUGUGGUGCAGCUUCCAUAAAUGAUUCAAAGAGAUGUAACAUACAAAUAUCACUUUGUUGCCUGCGUACCCAAUCUUUUGGUUUUGUCGACUGUCCACACCUUAAAGA